Molecule: messenger RNA, 2639 nt
Organism: Exophiala xenobiotica
Lineage: Eukaryota; Fungi; Ascomycota; Eurotiomycetes; Chaetothyriales; Herpotrichiellaceae
Exons: 2
Coding region: 1205-2191 (328 amino acids)
Source: RefSeq, a predicted model, not a curated record
AUCCAUUGUCACGCUUUUGCGCGAAUAUCAAUGUCUGAUAUGACACUCUUGAUGUCUGCAAGCUGAGGCAACCCUUGCGUUAUUUCUGUCCCGGGCAGCCGUGAGAAACAACCUUUCACACAGUUCGUGUCUCAUCCCUGGGCACUCAGACAAGGGAGCCACAGAGGCUGGUCACAGCUGGUGCAGAUAACUGACAUGCAUCUUUGCACAGCCUUUAAGCGCUCGGGGAGCAACAUGGCCGAUAUUAUGCACUUUGCUGGGUCGAGAAACGGUCGACCGCUGGCCGUCAUAUCCGGCUUUCCGACGUCGAGUUUCCUGCAAUGACAGUAGCCGCAAGGUACCUUUCCAAGAAUGUGAGUGAGAUACCUUCGCUUGUGGCAAUACAAAUCAACACUUCUUUUUGGAAUUGCACAGAAGCAUCAUGCGAAUCCAGUGGGAGACUACUAUGUAUGGUACUGAGGGAAAUAUAUGCCGAUUCGGCCGCAUGCAUCCCUCGAACGACCUAGCGGUUCUUCUCAUACAUGUCACGUCGGAGGAUGCCACGAUGGCUGCUAGCUUAGCCAUGAAUCCUACCACAAGCUUUGGAUGGAAGGCAGUGCGGUGCUGCUCGUCUGCCCCCAGGUUGCAGGCCGAAGCCACCCGGAGAAACCAGUCAAAACACCAAAAAGAGGUUCUGAUGAGCACAUGCCUUGCGUCUGCAUGGUCCGCCCUCGCCUGUUGAGGUUACAUGUCCAAGCCACGAGAGAAUGGGCCACUCAGAUGGUAGAGAAGGUGUCCUUUACCAGCCAAGGUCUGGGGCCUGCACACCCUCGAUGGCCUCUGGCUAGGACGCUCCUGCUACCAGCGAGUGGUCUUGCAGACUGGUUACGCAACGAGGCGGAGCUUGCAUGAACAGGACGGAUGGUCCGUCGCUACUGUGCCUGCAAGAGGUACUUGCAUGGCCGGAAAACUAUUGUGGCUAUGUUUGCCUGACCUCUCAGGCAGCGCUUCGACUGACUUCUACUGGCCCUGGUCCUCUGAGGCUGUGACCAUGUUGCUCAAUGAUACGGUCUUGGACGGGUUCACUGCUGGCUGACCAUGAAGAGUACAAAAUGGCAUGAAGAUCCUGCGAUUCCCUGGCGUUUCCUUGUCAGAACAGUACCCAGCAAACCAUUGAUCUUCCUGUUAUUUACUCCUACAUCUCAUCUGGUGACCGUGUCCAGUCAUGAUUACAGUCGAGAGCCUCUGCCGAGACCUCCGCAUCAAGCAUCCUCUUGACUGGCCUACCUGCAUCGGCUAUGGACAGAAACAGCCCACCUGCGGGAACCUAGCUGCUAAACGUAAUCGCGAAGAAGCAGCUCACCUGUUGGAAGGGAUUGCCGAAAACUUAACAAAUGGAGACAGUCCACGUAGUGUGAUGGAUGACUUGUUUCGCGUGGCCAAGUUGCUUCACUGUGUUAGAAAUCACCAGUCCCAGGCCGAAGACAAAGCCAAAGAAUGGAAGAGGAAACUUGAUCGGGUUGUUGCGAGAGGGGAUGGAGCACGACAGCAGCGACAAUCCGGUUCUCGAAGAGAGACUGACUUCGACACUUCCAACAGUCGCCGCGAACGUCGGUCGGUCGAUACCCUCGCUUCAGCACGGGACGAAGACCUCGUUAACGAAUUGGCUCAACGAUAUUCAUCGGCAAGGCGGCUGAUAGAAGCAGUCGUGGCCCUCACUGAUGAUGAACACCGUGCCAGGACAUCAACAAUAGCUGACUUGUCCUUCUUAUAUGGGCUGACCCUCCAGCGGCACCAUGAUGCAGAGGGCGACAGCGACAGCGACAGCGAGGACAGCGACAGCGACAGCGAGGACAGCGACUCUGGAUUCUUCGGAUCCGAUGCCGAGAGCGAAGAAGACGACGAUCCUAUAGCCACCUCGACCAGGGUCUCGUAUCAGCGGCGGCAACAGAGACGAUCACCUGCCCCAUCACCUCCAUCUGUCUCGUCGACAUCCUCCUCUAAUGCUUCAAGCAGCAGCCGUAGAUCUGCCGCAUCUGAAAGCAAGUGUGGUAUCUGCUUGAAUCGACUCAGGAGCCGGGAUGACAAAUGGCGCUGUACGACAUGCCACAAUGCAACUCACGCCGAUUGCUUCGAUGAGUGGAUGGCAAACUCCCGGGAGGAUAAUGUGAGGUGUAUUUACUGUCGCUCCUCUAUUCGUGCGAGACGAUGAGUAAUGCUUCUCGAGCCCAGGCCAUAUCAUAGCGAACCUGAAAGGACGACGAAGAGAGGCCAAUCAGGAGAAUGAGAUCGUGGUGUUGUUGUCUCUGGCUCAUGACCGUGGAGCGAGAAAAACAGCAAGAUCUGAUAGUGGAAGCCGCCUGUGGAUGAGACAGGAGAUUCUUUCGUCGUGGGGGUCAGCCAUAUUGUUGAUGAAGGCCGAACAGGGGCUGAAGGCUGGAGUAAUUGAGAAUUCUUUUAAUGAGUCGGUGUUGAUGAGUCCAUAGGUUCUACUUCGCAGGCGUUCUUGGGCAUAUUGAUCGGCUUAGGCCGGGCACGCAAGGAGACGUUUGCAUACCGAGGGCCAUGUAGUUGAGUUGUUACAGUGCGAACUAUCACGAGCUAUUUGUUGGCCAUGAUUCCCACUAGUAACAGCAUACUAUAGGAAUACAGGAAGAUCC